This is a messenger RNA of Thlaspi arvense, 816 nucleotides long. Lineage: Eukaryota; Viridiplantae; Streptophyta; Magnoliopsida; Brassicales; Brassicaceae. The record is from the annotation of a GenBank genome assembly.
AUGAAAGUAUAUUUUUCCUGCUUACACAUGUACGUUAUACAAUUCUACAGCUUAUUUGAUGAUUUUAUGAAGUCAUCUCAUCCGGGUAUUACCGAUUACCAGCUUAGUGUGGCUAAACAACAUGGUUUUUCUCGAUGGCUGUUGGAUUUGGUUCGUGCUGAUUACAGAAAUACGUUGUACCCGCUUUGGUUACAUGAGCUUGCAAGAGGUCCAAUUCGCCGUUCUACUUGUUGGAACAAAUACUUCUCUCGGGGUUAUAUAUUUCAUACAGUCCAGUUUGGUGAAAAUAGAGCAACAACAAAUUAUGGUGUAUGUGUUCGUGGAAGUUCGGGUCCCAAAGAAGCUUACUAUGGUAAACUACACCAAAUUAUUCAAAUUGCAUAUCAUGGUGCUAUUGGGUUAAAGGUCAUGCUUUUCCGAUGUGUUUGGUUUGACACAACGUGUGGUUCGAGAACUAGAAUGCACAAACCUGGUGUUGUAGAGGUACUUGCGAGUGGAAGAUAUGCCGAAUAUGAUCCAUUUAUACCCACGACACAGGCGGAUCAAGUAUGUUUCCUACGAUAUCCUCAACUUAUUGUUCAGGAAAAUGAAUGGUUAGUUGUAGUAAAAGUUACACCACGAGGAGCAAUUUCGGAAAGUAGCAAACAACAAGACGCGGCAGUACAAGAGGAUGAUAACGAAUAUAUAAUCCCUACAGAAGUUGGUGUGCUAAACAUUAAUUCACUUGUAAUGCCAGGUGGACAAUUAGAAGAUAUUCCAGAAGAUCCAAAUAUCAAUAGCGAUGAUGAAUAUGGUUCUGAUGUAGAACUAACAUAA